This is a messenger RNA of Lactuca sativa (garden lettuce), 1627 nucleotides long. It is a transcript of the gene SKIP16, whose product is annotated as SKP1/ASK-interacting protein 16. The record is from RefSeq and is a predicted model, not a curated record. Gene Ontology annotation, molecular function: protein binding. NCBI's taxonomy places the organism in Eukaryota, Viridiplantae, Streptophyta, Magnoliopsida, Asterales, Asteraceae.
UUUCGUGUCGAAUUCUAGACAUGUCGAGUCACUUGUCCCGUAGUCCGUAUCUCAAUCCCUUUCGUUGAGAAUCCUUUCCUGUUUGCAGAUUGUGAUCGAUAACUAUGGCGACGAAACAACCGACAGGGUUAGAGAUUAUUGGUGGGUUAGCUAUUCACGUUAUUGUAUCGAAACUCGGACCUUCUGAUGCAGCAGCUGUCGCAUGUGUCAACAAACGCUUCAAAGAUUGGGCCUCGGAUGAAUCUCUAUGGUCGUCUUUCUGUGCGCAAGAACUGAAACUCUCUUCCCCUACUGAUCCUUUGGGCAAUCCAUGUCCCUCUUUUAAGGCAGCUUAUGGGGCAUGGAGGGAAGCUUAUGGUAUGUACCCAUGGUCUCUUGUUAAACGAGUGAAAGAUAUUUGGGACAGAAUCAGAACAUGGUUAACAAAAAAUUUCCCAGAGGUGUUACCCACCCUUCGUAAGGGUGCUUCUGAAGAUGAAAUAAACAAGUUAGAAAAGUGUUUGAAAGUAAAACUCCCUCUUCCCACAAGGGUCCUCUACCGAUUUUGUGAUGGACAAGAACAAUGUAAUCCUUCAUCAAGAGGAAGUACAACUACACUUCAAAAUCUAUGUGGUUUAAUCGGAGGUUACUCUUUCUAUGAAUAUCUCGUGAAUGUUUUCUUGUUGCCAUUAGAUCUUAUAAUCAAAGAGACGAAUGAUAUUGUACGCCAUCUUGGAUUUAGUAAACACAAAUACAUUGUUGUGGCAACUUCUUCUACUUACACUGAGAAGAUCUUUUUUCUUGAUUGUGAGGAGGGUCAACUCUAUGUUGGCACCAAGAAUCUCUUAGUGAGUCGAGAGAUAAUGCCGUGUGUUCCGAAUGGAUUGAUAACUUCAGUUCAUGAUUCCAAAAGUUGUUUUCAACAAGAUGGUAUGUUGUUAUGGUUGGAAGAACAUGUUCAUCGUCUUGAAACUGGAUAUAUUAAAGUUCGUGAAGAAGGAAAUAUUAGAAGCAUUAGUUUGUUCCCUGAACAACUUCCCCUUUGUUCUUCAGCUACCACAGGUGGUGUUCAGGUUCGUGCUUCUGCUGUAUUUGUGCCUGAGUUCAGUGACCUUGUGCAAGAAAAAGAGAAAUACAUGUUUGCUUAUUCUAUCCGUAUGUCUCUUAAACCUGAGGGAUGUUUUAUCCAUGGAAUGUCCUUCAAUUCAUGUCAACUCUAUUGGAGACAUUGGAUCAUCAAAGCAAACGAUCAUGUUGUUGCAGAUAUCAAUGGAGAAGCUGUGAUAGGCCAGUUUCCACUAUUACGUCCUGGGAAGAAAGAAUUUGUUUACGAGAGUUGCACAAUGUCCGCAUCAUCACCGGGAUCUAUCGAGGGUUCUUUCACAUUUGUCCCUGGAAGAUUGGCAGAUCCGAAAGGAAGUACUUUUGAUGUUGAAGUUGCUAAAUUUCCUCUUUUGUUGCCGGAAUACAUCUUCUAAUUCCAAAGUGUUGUCCGUGAAACUAUAUCUUCUUAUCAUGUAAUGAAUCGCUUACAAUCUACUUUUUUUCAAAAACAAAAGAAAAUCUUUGUGUGAUUGAAAUCCGAAAUGAAUUCUUGUAAUCAAUGAUGUGAGAACCUUGGAAUAAUUUUCUAUAUUUUGAUUGUCUA